Cajanus cajan (pigeon pea) is the source of this 566-nucleotide messenger RNA. Its product is annotated as BON1-associated protein 2. The record is from RefSeq and is a predicted model, not a curated record. Gene Ontology annotation, biological process: defense response. NCBI's taxonomy places the organism in Eukaryota, Viridiplantae, Streptophyta, Magnoliopsida, Fabales, Fabaceae.
UGCGGCGCACGGUCCGCAGUUUGAAAGUUCCCCGUCAAAACAUUCUUAUAUAUUCAAACACGAGACACGCCUUUUAUCCAAAUAUGCUUUCAUCCCAUUCACACGCAAAUCACAAUCCUAUUCCUCACUUGAUGCCGCCAUCCAAAUCCAAAACUCUCGAGCUCACACUUUUAUCCGUGGAGGGUCUCCGCGUCAGGGGGAAGCCGUCCGACAAGAGCGCCUUCGCGGUGGUUCACGCCGAGUCUCUCACCCACCACACGACGGCCACGGCCAAGGGCAACAACGGCUUCCACGAGUGGAACCAGAAGUUCAUGGUGGAGAUAGGGGCCUACGCCAGGUCCCUCACGUUCCAAGUUAAGAGCAAGACGGGAAUGGGAGCAAUGAGAGACGUUGGCGUUGCCAGAAUCGCGCUUUCGGAUUUCUUGGGAGGCUUGGUGCCCGAUCACUGUUUGCAGUUUUUGUCUUACAGGUUGAGGGAUUGGGAUGGAAGGGAAUGCGGGAUCGUUAAUUUCUCCGUCAGGGCGGUGCCGUCUUCGUCUUCGUCUUCGUCUUCGUUGUCAAGUGGA